This is a messenger RNA of Acanthochromis polyacanthus (spiny chromis), 1608 nucleotides long. RefSeq names its product complement component 1, q subcomponent binding protein (gene c1qbp). Lineage: Eukaryota; Metazoa; Chordata; Actinopteri; Pomacentridae. Gene Ontology annotation, cellular component: mitochondrial matrix. The transcript has 6 exons. The coding region runs from base 147 to 1007 and encodes 286 amino acids. Gene Ontology annotation, biological process: cytosolic ribosome assembly. The record is from RefSeq and is a predicted model, not a curated record.
AGAGGCCAUAGUGACGGAAGGUCAAUGUGCCCUUCCACACGUGUUGUGUCUUCUAGAAGUAGCUGUAAGUGAGGGACUCACAUUUCGCUGUGUGUCGGCAAACUAAUUUAUUCUGUUGUUAUACACCUGAUUAUUUUCAGACAGUCAUGCUAAAGUCAGUAGUCCGCUCGGUGGGAGCUGCUGUCCGCCUCUCUUCAGCUACCACGUCCACAGCCCGGGCUCUGCCCCUCAGCUGCCCGACGCUGCGCUCUCCAAGCCCGGCAAUAGCACGGCCCUUCACCCGGUCUCUGUGGAUGCUGAACAGCAACUCGUCAGGAUACAGACCCAAACUGUUCAGCUCCAAGGUGCUCAGCCCGUCGGUGUCCUGUAGAUGUGGAGGACUGCACACAGAAGGUGACAAAGCGUUUGGAGACUUUCUGUCUGAUGAAAUCAAAGAAGAGAAGAAGAUCCAGAAAAGCAAAACUCUACCCAAGAUGUCUGGAGGAUGGGAACUGGAGAUGAAUGGCACAGAAGCUAAGCUCUCAAGAAGUGUAUCUGGAGAAAAAAUCACUGUCACAUUUAACAUCAACAACAGCAUUCCUCCAAACUUUGAGGAGGAAGUAGAACAAGGACAGCAGAAACCAGCAGAAGAAGAGCCUGAAAUUGUGUCAACACCCAACUUUGUUGUUGAAGUAACGAAGCAAGCUGCAAAACAUUCCCUAGUGUUUGACUGCCAUUUUCCCGAAGACGAGAUGAGUCAUGGAGAAGGAGAAGAGGAGAGCGAUAUCUUUGCCAUUCGGGAGGUCAGUUUCCAGCCAGAGGGAGAUACAGAGUGGAAAGAGACCUGCUACACACUCAACACAGACUCCCUGGACUGGGCGCUCUAUGACCACCUGAUGGACUUCCUGGCUGACCGUGGGGUCGACAACACCUUCGCAGAUGAACUGAUGGAGCUGAGCACCGCCAUCGAGCAUCAAGAGUACAUUAAGUUCCUGGAAGACCUCCAAGGCUUUGUCAAAUGUAAUUAAUGUUAGACAUAAGCUUGAUUUCUGCUAUUCUUCAACACACAUCCAGGCAAAGUUGAAAGUACAAUGAUACAAUAAAACUGAAGCACCGAGUGAUUUAUUGAUGCACAUUCAGUGCCACAAGAGAUUGACGGCUUGCUUCAGUGUCCGUGACAGUUGUCACAUUAAUACUUGGCUACAAAUGUGUUGUUUGUCAAAAUGUGACUAUUUUUCUGUAAGUUAUGAUAGUUUAAAUAUAUGAAAGCCACAAAUAAUGAAGGUCAAAAUGAGGUUCAGAAAUCACGACUGUCAGACAUUUCCCAUUUUAGGGUUUCAGUCUAAGCUGCAGUGGUUUAAAUGUGACUUGGUUGGCAUUUCCAACCGUUGUCAAGCCAUUAAAGAAUUGGUCAAGUGAAAUCAAAACAAAACUUCUAGUCAGAAUCAGCCCUCAUUUACGUAUGUAUAUGACAGCGCCUGUUUGAGUCUUAUUCAUGGCUGGUUAAGCAGGAAAGUUCAUAUUGACUAAUACUGAUUUGACUUAGUCAAACUGUGAUACAUGAUGUCUGAAUUUCACGUGUUCAGAGGAUGGAAGGUCAACAUCUAAUAAAACAAUUUAAUACCAACA